Molecule: messenger RNA, 2535 nt
Organism: Cydia strobilella
Lineage: Eukaryota; Metazoa; Arthropoda; Insecta; Lepidoptera; Tortricidae
Gene: Efr
Product: UDP-xylose and UDP-N-acetylglucosamine transporter
Exons: 2
Coding region: 158-1174 (338 amino acids)
Biological process (GO): transmembrane transport
Cellular component (GO): Golgi membrane; endoplasmic reticulum membrane
Molecular function (GO): UDP-xylose transmembrane transporter activity; UDP-N-acetylglucosamine transmembrane transporter activity
Source: RefSeq, a predicted model, not a curated record
GGCCACGGUCACAGAUACACAGCGAUUGUGUUAUCACGCACACUAGCGCAAGCCCCCAAAGUAGUCUAACGUGUUGACUGUCAUUAUGACGUUUUUAAUGUGAAUUGAGUGUUUAUUAAACCUAAUUUGAACUGAAAUUGGACGUAACAUAUUCAAAAUGAAUAUCAAGGCAGCUUUGGCCAUAUGUAUGGUCUUCGUUGGAUGUUGUUCCAACGUAGUUUUUCUUGAAUUGGUUGUGAAAGAAGACCCAGGCGCUGGAAAUUUGGUGACAUUCCUUCAGUUCUUAUUCAUCGCAUUUUGCGGUUUUUGUACCGUUGGAAAAUUCGGUACUGCGAAAAGGAAUAUACCAUUCAAGCAAUACCUGAUAUUAGUUGGAUUUUUCUGGACAAGCAGUGUGGCUAACAACUAUGCGUUCGAUUUCAACAUAUCUAUGCCUUUGCAUAUGAUUUUUAGAGCGGGAUCCCUAAUGGCGAACAUGGCAAUGGGCGUAUGGAUAUUGAAGAAGCAAUACCCAGCGUUGAAAUACUUGGCUAUCUUCAUGAUAUCUGCUGGUAUAGCGAUAUGCACCAUACAAUCGAGUGGAGAAGUUAAAGCCCCUAGAGAAACGCAUUCAGAUGCUGAAGAAGAAGCAAGAUUGAAAUUCAUAGAUUGGCUUUGGUGGUGUUUAGGAAUAGCCAUAUUAACUUUCGCUCUAUUCGUAUCAGCGCGAAUGGGUAUUUUCCAAGAAUCCUUAUACACAAAACAUGGAAAGCAUCCUUGGGAAGCGCUGUACUACGCUCACUUAUUACCAUUGGUAAUCUGGCUACCAUCAGCUCCAAAUUUAAUAGGACAUGUCAAAUUAGCUACAGAAACUGCCCCAGUAAAUUUCCUAGGCUUUACAAUGCCUGUACAAGUAUUAUGGCUGCUUUUAUAUGUAGUUACUCAGGGUCUAUGUAUAAGUUCAGUGUAUGUUUUGACCACUGAAUGUGCGUCUUUGACGGUCACUUUGACAGUGACUUUAAGAAAGUUCGUGUCACUUUUGUUUUCAAUAGUUUACUUUAAGAAUCCGUUCACUCUUGGACAUUGGAUUGGGACACUUUUAGUGUUUAUCGGUACUUUGAUAUUUACUGAAUUAUUGCAGAAGUUUGUUGCUCUGUUCUUGCCGGCUAAAGUUGAUGAUAAAAAGAAGAAGUAGUUUUGUCGUCAAGUUUUUAUUUAUGUUUUUUUUAGAAGAAUAAUUCAUUUUCAUUUGUUAUUUAUUUUAAAAGCAUUUAAUCGCUACAAAAAUAGUUUUUUUUACAUAUGUUCAUGUUACCAACAAAUGUUUCAUUUUGUGACCUUAGUUAUAUAGGUACUUAAUAAAAACCAAUUUUGGGUGCAGUUAUAAUUUUCUAAAAGCCUAAUACAACCUUCUAAUACCUAUAGAAUGUAAAUAAACUUUUAACUAUAGCUAAUAAAAUAAAAUGUAGGUAAGUACCUAUAGCUGGAAAAUUAUAUAAAUCUUUUAGAUUGCCAAAUUUUCUUUGUAUAAUCUAAUUUAUCUAUAUUAAUCAAUUUUAAUUUAUAUUCUUAUCUGACUUCUUAAAAAAUAAAUGCUUGUUUGUGAUACUUUGGUUAUAUACAAUAUUAUUAUGAUAGUAAAAUUAAUAAUAUGUGGACAAAUAUAGGUAGACAUUUUUUAAAGGUGCUAUGCUCAAUUUUUACACUUAAAAGUGCCAUAAGAACAACUUUAAAUACCACAAAAAUAUGUUUUGUCCCUUUCAACUAAUGCUAAAAACAUCAGAUAUGGAUAGUUAAAUUUAAAUUAUAAUGUUAUAAAAGCAUAAAUAAUUCCUAAUUAAUGUUUCGCUCUGAUAAAUUAUUACGACUUAUUAAAUAAUGAGAAUCUGCUUAUGUAAUGAAAUUUAUGCAUAAUUAUAAUGAUAUUAGUUGCAUAAUAAAGUAUCUAUUGAAAGAUGAGAGAAUAUUUUUGAUUGUCGGUUGAUAAGGUUGAUAUCUAAUUGAAGCUAUAUGGAAAUAGCGCCUUACUGACAAGCGACAAUAAGUACCCUUUUGGUUGAAAAUAGCUCAUUUAUAAAACAAUUCUUCCUUAAAGCUUACUUAAGAACAGAUUCAUUAACCUUUUCGACGCCGUGUCAAACACAAAAGCCGUCAUCCAGAUGCCACGUCACCGAAGUGUCAAAACUGAAAUUGAACUUUAUGCAUAUGCACGUAGUAGGUAUAUGUUGCUCUGUGGUAUAUGAUCGAUUAAUCGGUAUUUGGCGUUGAACCUACGGUGCGUAUAUAUCGGUCAUUGGCGUCCAAAAGGUUAAUUACACUAAAUUGACGAGGGGCACAUCAUAACCCGUUUACAGCCAUUUUGUACCUGAAAAAAGUUACGCUCACGCCAACAUUAUUGGUACAAACUAGCAAAUUCUUACUUAAAAGCAUGAAAGUAACUUCAACGUAUGAUAUAAAAUUUUAAAGGUUUUUUGUGUUCAAAAUCAGAUGAAAAAAAAAACAAAAUCGCCAUAUUCAGAUAUAUCGGAGCGGCCAAGGUGCUCCUUUCCCAGGUAG